Apiotrichum porosum is the source of this 4860-nucleotide messenger RNA. RefSeq lists its product as uncharacterized. The coding region runs from base 1 to 4860 and encodes 1619 amino acids. The record is from RefSeq and is a predicted model, not a curated record. Lineage: Eukaryota; Fungi; Basidiomycota; Tremellomycetes; Trichosporonales; Trichosporonaceae. The transcript is spliced from 4 exons.
AUGCGGCGCGUGCUCCAGCGCGAAGUCGACGAGCUGCACGCGUUCGCCGCGCGAGGAGGACUCGGACGGGCCACAGCGUCAACAGACGUUGUCGCUGAAGGGCCCGACCAGCUCAUGCACAUCGAGGGCGACGUGCUAGUCCUCCUCCGUGACGCCGGCGACGACAUUCUCGCCUACUGCGAAGGCGAGGUCGGCUGGGUCAAGCGUGCCAAUAUCGUCCUCGACCUGCCUGUCGCGUCGACCAGUGCGGCCCGUGCACCCACACCCCCCUCACCGCACAAACCACUAACGCCCUCGGCGCACGGCAACACCAGUGCCGACGCCGUCGACAGCAUCAACACCGGUAGCAUGGAGUUUGUACCGAGGGCACCUCCGUCAGCGCAAGCGUCCAGCAAGGCGCGCCUACUCGGCGCGUCACUGAAACUGCAAACCGCCGUUCCACACGCGAUACCAACACCACCACGGUCACCUUCUUCCCUCCACCAACAAAAGUCAUGCUCAGUGUGCUACUCGCCCUCCGCAGCAAGCUCGCCGUCGUCAUCGCACACGACGCAUGCGGCGAGCCCCACAGCCCGUACGCCCCGCGCCGCUCUGGCACUUUUGGUACCCAGUCCGACCGAGGCCGCGCAGCCAGUGACACCCGAAGGACCGGCGUUCCGGCUACGCGACAGCGGUCCAAUGCACUCGCCACAGUUUGCGUUCGACGCGACAUUCCUCGACGACAGCUCCUUCCCUUCUCCGGCCUUGGACAUUGACCAGACCUUUUCGGCGCUUCGCAACGGCACAGACAGUGGGCCGAGCCCUGUGCCCCCUCCCAAACAUCCUCUGCGUUCCAACCCUCCAGCAGAAGGAGACGUGGAAGCCUGGACAACGUCCUCCUCCGGUCACGGCGACGCGCAUCGAGUGAUACCUGUUCCUCCUACACCGCGCGACGUGGCUCUGUCCCUCGCCACCCGCAUCAACCCUCCCACGCGCCAGUCGUCGCUCUCGCGUAUCGCACGACAACGGCCACCAUCCCCUCCACACCCAAUCCACCGCUCCGAAUCUACCUCGUCCAUGCUCAGCGACGAGUCAUAUGCCAUCGGGGGCAUCGUCCUGGGUGGGCCCCGGGAAGACCACGACGAAGACGUCCCAUCCUCUACCCCUACUCCAGAACUUGGCGCGGUAUCGCUCUCCGCUCUGGGUGUGUACUCCCCACCGACCCCGACUGCGCCUCUUCCCGCGCCUGCUGAGGCUACCCCAAGGCAACCACCAUUGCGAAUGGCCAGUCUCCGUUCGGUGAACCGUUCCCAGGGCGUUCCAGUGGCGACGGUGAUGAACAACCCUACCAAACGGCACUCGCUGCAAGUGGACACGGGCAUGUUCGACGCUGGAAGUAGGUUGAGUGAGGCGCCAACCGAACCGUCCUUGAUGGAGGAGGAGGUUCCCGAGGAUCAAGGCAACGAGAACAACAAGCCGAAUCCUAUACCCACGGAAGACGAGGACGUUCCUAUCCCUGGGUCUGGGAGACGCGGGCCUCGGACGCGUCCUGGCAUGCUGGUCCUCACUCCUGACCCAGAGGAAGGCUCGACACCCCGGCUAGGCGGAGAAUUACCUCUUACCGCGCGCUCGCUCGAUACGUUUGGCGGACACGACCCACCCCAGUCGGAAGAGAACCUGCGCACCUCGGACUACUUUAGCAUGGCCCGCAGCGUCAGCCAGUACAGCGCGUACAGCCAAGACAGCGUUCCAAUGGUCACCCUCCGCCCUGCGGACUGGAAGGGCGAUGACGAGCUGCUCACUCCAACCGCCGACUCGACCUUUUCUCUUGACGACGACGAGGAGUCGGUCCACGGCAUCACUGGUUUGAUCCUUGGUGACAUUUCUCCUCGUAACUCAAUGGCGCGUAGCUCGACUUUCUCGGAAGACGAACGCUCGCUGCGCUCCCCUUCGCCCUCGACAGCAGCCGACGCUCGCAGCGACUCACACAACUCGCACACUGUUUCCGAUGAGACGGUGCUCGAGACGCCCCAAACUGGUCCUCGGGAAACCUUCUCUGCGGAUGACAGCUCCGAUGACAGUCCUUCCCUACCGUACUUGGUACGCGUCGUGUCCAUCCAGGACGACUCGGGUGUCGUGCAGCCGCUUGUGAUCGACACUCAAGUCGCCACACCGGUUGAACACGAGCAGGCCAUGCUGUCCCCCAUCCCCAAUUCGGCGUCCUCCUUUUCUAUCGUGCACGACUCGCCCAACUCGCCCAACUCGAUCGACUCUCGCAUGUCGGUCGAGUCGCGAGCGGCUGCCAAGGCAAUUGCCCGCGGCGGAUUCUAUGCGCUGGGUCACUCGCCGCAGCUGACCGAGGAACAACAACAAAGCUUGCGUAAGCUCUCGCACUCCAUCAAGGAGUCGUCACCUCCAAGCUCGGCUUCGUCGUCCAUCAAAGAGUCGUCCGUCCUGGGGUCCCCCGCACUGAUUCUUUCGCCGACGGCGCGCGAUUCUUCGUCUCGCAACUCGCCGCUCAGCGCAGGAUCAAGGACGAACUCACCGUUGCAAGACUCGUUCAAGGAGCCGUCGCCGUUGCGCGAGUCGCCUAUGGAUUCGCCGCUGCGUGAGGUGCCACUGGAUUCGCCAUUGAGGCUGCCUCUUGCUGCCCCAGAGACGCUGGCGGUCGAAGUGCCGCAGCCAACACCCUUGCCUAGGCAGUCGUCGUUGCGUGAGGCGCCUUUGAUGGCGAAAGCGACAAUUGACGAUAUGCCGAGCAGCCAGUCGCCUCUGGCCGUUCAGACUGUCGGCACCAACACUGCCAUUGCGCGGGACGCCCAUGGGAACGUUCAGAACGUCGAUACAUCGCAAGGUUCAUCGCGUCUUCCAGCCACCAACGAACGUCUCGACCACCCAAAGUCCCUCGCCGACGACCUCAAGCGCUUCGUGCCCCCUCCCAUUGCAGCUUUCCAAGCUCAGCGUCAUCCUGGUCCUCGUCGCCCACCUGUUGAGGCCACCAGCUCUUCCAACGGACCGUUGAGAAAACCGUCCCUUCCAUCGCGCGCCGUCUCGGCUGACGACAACCAUCGCAUGGUGAUGCUUCCGUCUGCGCUGUAUCAACAACAGCAGCGCAAUGUUACGGACGCCUCAACUGCCUCGGAACCCACCCCCAAGGCGUCAACAUUCAGCACCAACGGCCACGGACUGCAACCUCGUUCUCACUCUACCUCUCACUCUCACCGCCCGCGAGCACAAGCCAACGGCGACCACCGACCUGCACCCCCUCCUCCAUCCUCCAACGACCAUCAACCAUCCUCGAGCAGAGCGCUGCCGAGUCGCGCGCGCUCGAGGUCCUUCUCUGCCACCAUUGCCAAGUCGUUUGGCAAGGGUCGCAAGUCAUUCGACGAACCUCCCCCAUUGCCCGCAUUCCACGCUCCUCCCAAAUCAUCUUUCAGCAGCGAGGGCCCCCGGCGACCAACGCUCGAGUCCCACCCGUCGUCCGAGUCCUUUGCCAGCCGCGGCCAGGCAUCAACCACCUCCUAUGACUCGGGCUCGCUCCACUCAAACUCGGCUCACCAUAUGCACAGCGCCGCCGUCGGCGACUCGAUCAACACUAACUCGUUCACUCGACCCUCGCAUCCGUUCGCACCUGGCAACCACGUCCGCAGCGCGUCCAGCCCUCGCCCCAGCUUUUCUGUUACUCGCAAGGCAUCGUUGCCAAUGACGACCAUGGCAAGCCUCCGUCCGCCCGUGAGUCACCGCGACUUUGCGGACCCCACCGUCAAGACCGAUGGCAUGGAGUUUGAGAUUAUCCAACCAAACAAGCCCCUCGCCUUGUACGGCAACCAGCCGAUCUCAGUCAGCGACCAUGGUCACGGCCCCGCCAUGACUGCUGCGGAAAUGUUCUCGCGCCUGUCGUCGGAUGACGCACCACCCGAGAUGGACGAGUGGGGCUUCCUCAAGUACUGUGCGCCCACGCCACAGAUCUUCCAGUCGCGCCAGUCUCCCGCCGAGGUUCGGGCUGCCGAGCAAAAAUGGCUCACCAUUAUAUCGCAGCCCUUGAGCAAGGGCCAGCUUCCGUCCAAGAAGGUGCGCCGUAUGGUCAUUGAGGGCGGUGUCCCGCCUAGUCUGCGUGGGCGUGUCUGGGCAUGGUUCCAGUCUAGCACCAGCGGUCGUGUUGAGGGCCUGUUUGGAAGUCUUCUCUCCAACGAGGCUGGCGAGUACGACGAGAAGAUUGGCCAGGAUAUCCAGACCGUUUAUUCGGACCAUUCUGCGUUUUACCGCGACGACUCGCCAGCCAAGGCCGACCUGCGUACCAUGCUGCGGGCGUACGUUCACUUUGCCCCCUCGGGUUACCGUACCGACAUUGCCCGCAUUGCUGGAGCCCUUUUGGUCCAUGCGGUGAUGGAGGACGCGUUCUGGCUGCUCGCUGGUCUGUUUGACAAUGUCCUCAAGACGUACUACGUCAAGGACACGACCGGCUUCCGCGUCGACCUGAACGUCUUUGCUGGCAUUCUCGAGGGCAGCGAGCCACGCAUCGCCCAGCUGUUCCGUUCCGUGGGUGUGCAGCCCCAGGACUACCUCCCCCGCUGGUGGAGCGGUCUGUUCAUCCGAAACCUCCCUUGGCCGACCGUACUGCGGAUCAUCGACACGGUUAUUUCAGAGGGCCCACGCUACCUCCUCAUCUCGUCGCUGGCGGUUAUCACCUUGUCGCGUGACCGUCUCGUUGCCUUGCCGCGUGGACGGCGCGAGAUUCUCGACUACCUGCGUGACUUGCCGCAGGACAGUCUGCUGCUUCCCGAUACGUUUAUGCGCGCAUGCGACCAGGUCAAGCUCCGCGACGAGGACCUCAAGAAGCUGCGCGCAAGCGUCAAGGAGCAGAUGCUUAGCUCGCGCUGA